AUGGAAAAGGAUGAUUCCUCAGAAUUAUCAAUCGAUUCAUCUGACAGUACUAUAGCCCACACUUUUCAAAGUAAUUUGGACGAGUAUGAAAUAAAUUUGGAAGACAUAUUACAGCUACAAUUAAAUCCUGAAUUCAGAACUACAGGAAAGUCAUUAGAACUAAUAGUGAUCGAAUUAUCAAGUAUUUUACACGAUAUGCUCAAUUCUGGCGAAAAAAAAGAAAAAACAGCACAGGAACUACGCAUAUACAUUAAUGAACAUAUCUGCAUUAUCGAGCAAUUAAAUUUUGUUUUGCACAAUCACCAAGAUACAAUUAGCUCAACUUUCAAUUCAAAAUGA
Molecule: messenger RNA, 339 nt
Organism: Ambispora leptoticha
Lineage: Eukaryota; Fungi; Glomeromycota; Glomeromycetes; Archaeosporales; Ambisporaceae
Source: the annotation of a GenBank genome assembly